CUUGGCUGGUAUGGCUCGCGUGGAAGGGUACCGAUGCCCCAUCACCAUGCGCACGACUACGAUUCAACCGUACGACGUACCUCGCUUUGUCAGCGACAUCAUCAGUCAGCUGCAUGAGAUCGGCCAUUGGACCACGCGAUGCUGCGCAGUGCUGAACCACACGACGCCGUCGUCGUCGACUCCCGCCAUUAUCAGCUCCACCGUCACCCCGAGGGACGCACGGGUGCCCACGACGAUCCUCACAGAGAUGGACUUGAUCAAGCGGAAUCUGAACGUCGUGGAGAAGCAGCACAACACGCGGCUCAUGUCGGAGAUUGCGUACUUGCAAUGCGCCCUCCGCAGCGAGGCCGAGGAGAAAAUGACCGACUUCGAGCGCUACGUCGAAACCAAGAUCAACCAAUGCGUUGAAGAGCACACCAAAAAGGUGCGACAGGAACAAAUGGAAACCUCGAUCGCAUUGGGAAACCUGCAGGAUGGGUGGAGGUCGAUGCAGUCGGACGUGGCGAGCCUGACCCAGCAACUGCAAAAGAUGCAGUCCACCAUGGAGAUGGCCGCGAGUCGGUCCGUGGAGAUGAUUUCGACCCUCCACGACCAGCUCAAAGAAUCGUCCAAGCUGCGCGACAAGCACGAAACCAGUCUUGGCAACCAACUCUCCCAUGUCAAGCUCCAGCUUCAGGAGUCGAGCCAAGCAACCAAGAUAACCGUGGACCAACUAACGACCCGCGUCGACAUGGCUCGCAACGAAGCCAAGUACGCCAUGGACCAGCUCAAGCUGCAAAUCCAGCAACAUGCUCGGACGUUGAAUCGGGUGGCGAAGGGGUCUAAUUUGUUUGAAAUGAUGUCCCCCGUACGGUUUACAGUGUCUACAUGUUGUUAUAAUAUUUACGAUAGGUACCUACAGCCCCAGACAAUACUAGCCCUCAACGUAUUAUGGGAGAUGAAUCGACUCGGGGGGCGUUUGCACCGCCGAGUAAGCGGCGACCAAUGUCUGCUCGGGCUUCGAGCUCAUCGCAGCCAGCAUAUGUGCAGCCAGCGUAUUCAACCCACGCAUUUGAGUUUGCGCAGAGAGCCACCGCACCCGUCGCAUCCAAUGGAUCAUUUAACAUUCAAGGGAAGAUGUGCCACGUGUCAACUCCCCCCGACUAUGCCGACGACAGCGUCGAUGUCGCCUGCGAUGGGGGGAACAACCAACAUUCCACAGCACCCCCUCCGGAGAAAUAUGCUGGAGGCACCACCCAGUGUUUUGACCACCGGAUGGUCCCUCCAUGUUAUGUGAUGGAGCCCCACAAGCGGCCGAACAACGACGCGGCACCUCAACCCACGACCUUUGGCUUGGAGUCCUUAGGCAAGACUUGUGACCAAACGCGACACGAUGCUAAUGACAGAACGAGACCAGCCAAGGCGCCGCUGACUCGAGCAGUUCCAAAGGCAAAGUGGGGGCCUCAACCAAGGCAAAAAAUACCCCAGCGGCCAACUUCAGCAAGACCACGACCGACCACCAGCAUCUCCAAGGCAAGCGCAGCCUCGUCGAAACCCGUGCCUGAUCAGAACGCACAGCCGCCACCAGCACACAUCGGUGACGCGUGAGAGCUUCCAGUAGCCGACCCACGGGCCGUGGCAUGGUCUACAUCUGCAGCUGGAUCACCCACAACUAAGCUGAGGAACAGAUUUACGGCCUUGCAAAGCUCGAGGUCCAUGCGUUCGUACUAGUUUUCAUGGUUAUGCAACUCCGAAUUCGUGGAUGCCAAG
This is a messenger RNA of Aphanomyces astaci, 1749 nucleotides long. RefSeq lists its product as hypothetical. The record is from RefSeq and is a predicted model, not a curated record. Lineage: Eukaryota; Oomycota; Saprolegniomycetes; Saprolegniales; Verrucalvaceae. The coding region runs from base 11 to 1276 and encodes 421 amino acids. The transcript has 6 exons.